AUGGGGAGAAGAGUUGCUGAGUUUGUGCUCCUCACAGUGCUGCUGGUGGCUGUUCUGGACUCUGCUGGAGCCCAAGCUGUUCCCUCAUACUUCACGGUUAGUGGCACACUGGUCCUCAGGCCUGCCCACGUCACUGAACAGAUCAUCAGCAUCGUGUGGAAAUAUGACAAAGACCUGCUGGCUGAGUGGAUGGAAGGACAGAUUAACCUGACAUAUUACAGCAGGUUUAAAGGCCGUUCACACCUGAACACGACGACUGGGGUGUUGGAAAUCCACAGCAUGACUACAGCAGAGACUGGAGAGUAUUCAGUGGAGAUCAACAAUAAUGUCCAGAGUCAGGUUUACCAGGCUGUGGAGAUCAAAUACGUGCCCCAGCCUGAGGUGACUGUGGAGCCGCUGAUGUGCAGCACGACCUCGGAGAACUGCACGCUGACCUGUGAUGGAGACACUGAACAAGCUGAGCCUGUUGCCUAUUUCUGGAAGAAGGGAGAUGGAGGGUGGGAGCAGUCAGAGAAGGACGUGGAGAUCCUCAAUGAUGAGGAAACGCAGUGCGUGAAAACUUUCUCCUGCAGGAUGAAGAACCCAGUGAGCGAGAGAGACAGCGAGCCCAUCGAUAAUCCGCUCUGCCAGGAGGAAGAGCCGGGCUGUGGACUCUGCAUCACAGUUUCACGUGCUGUGAUGAGAUCCUUGCUGAUCCUGGCACCCUUCUGGGUGGCUGUCAGCUUAUGGAUAAAACGAGAGACUCUCUGUAAAUGCAGAAAUGAGGACAGCACAGCUGAAACUAAACCAUCACCAUGA
This is a messenger RNA of Archocentrus centrarchus (flier cichlid), 798 nucleotides long. RefSeq lists its product as uncharacterized. The record is from RefSeq and is a predicted model, not a curated record. Gene Ontology annotation, cellular component: membrane. The coding region runs from base 1 to 798 and encodes 265 amino acids. NCBI's taxonomy places the organism in Eukaryota, Metazoa, Chordata, Actinopteri, Cichliformes, Cichlidae. The transcript has a single exon.